Messenger RNA from Parnassius apollo (apollo), 489 nucleotides. The record is from the annotation of a GenBank genome assembly. NCBI's taxonomy places the organism in Eukaryota, Metazoa, Arthropoda, Insecta, Lepidoptera, Papilionidae.
AUGCGUUGGACAAAAUCUAUGAACGAAAACGCAUUGCGGGCGUACUAUAGGGCGAAAGGGGAAGAAACUGUGGGAACAGCGUAUAGGUCUCGGAUGCAUUGCUUUUUUGCUGAGCUGGAGCCUUCUAUCCCCGUCACGGAACAAAACCUGGCAGACCGAGUUCGGUACAUCAUGCGCUCGAAAAUAUUUGAUGAUGCCGAACUCGAACGACUACGACGUGAGGCUAUUCCGUCGUCGAAUGAAUCGACUAUGGCUAGAGAUGCAGCUCCACAUUCGACAGACCAGCAUCCACACGUGGAAGCCGCCAUGGAUCUUCCAGUUGUGGUUGAUUCGGACGACGAUGAAAUAGUCUCCCACGAACUAGAGCAAAUGAGGAGUAUAUUGGAAGAGGCGAUUUUGGAAACGCGCAGCACCCCUCUCGAAAAUCGACCGCGACUUCCCCCGCAUACCCCUAAGCAAGCGAAAUCGGGCUGUCGUGAGGGCUCUUAA